CAUGUGAAUAGAGUGCCCAAAGGACAUGCACAUAAAGUGAUACAAAACAGCACAUGGGGCAGUGUACUCAAUAGUGUCCUACUGUGCAGAGAGAUUGGAGGAGGGAGAGCUGGCAAAACCAGUUACACAUACCUGGCCACUGUGUCCUGCCUCGCAGCACAAAAUAAUGUGACCUGCUGAACUGGGUAUCAUGUACUAGCCUAGGUCUCUGCCAAGGGUGACAGACUUUUUAAUCAUAUUGUGUGUGGAUUCAACUCAUGUUUAGAGCCAGCCAUGCCAGAAAACACUUUCAAAUUUGUUUAAAAAUUGUCAUGCAAACAGGCCCUUUGGAAUGGAUUCUUCUUUUUCUUUUCAAAGACAUUGGCAUUUAUUAAAAGUGAAAGAAUUGAAUGGAAUUCCCUUGAUUUUUGUCAGGGGUUUUUGUAAGACCCCUGUGUUGCUUGCUGUUCCUAAACUGUAUAUUUGUUUGCACUUCCUUCUCCCUAUUCUCCUUCCUCACUUCCUCAGACUUCCCUCUAACAAGCAAAUUCUUUGGAUACCAAAACCCUUUUGCAGAAAAGGCAAAAUACAUAUGGUUUACUAUUCAUUUUUGGAAACAGUUGCUACUAAGACUGAGUUGAACGUGAGGGGUCAGUUGCUUGAAAGAACUUUCAAAAAUCCAUUUUGGUUUGAAGUCCUAAGCUGACAGAGGCUGGGCCUAUCAUAGCUGACUAAAAUGUGACAAAGGAGUAUAACUAUUGCCUGCAAGUCCACACUUUUUUCCUUCCAGAAAGAGUAAAGGUAAUGUUGCAUUAAAAUAAUUACUGUAUAAUAAAACUCAUAUGUACAAAUGGUAUAUAGUCAGCAUCAGAAGUCAUCAUCAUUGUGAUGAUAGGACAAUUGACAUCCUUCUAAUCUGCUUCCCCCGCUCCCUUCCCUAAUAGCCAUAUUAAAUUCAUUCAGCUUUCGGAUCUAUAUGGGAUUUAUCUGUCAGUGCAGUUCUGUAAACACAACCUGGUAACUGAAAAUCAAGAUUAUUUGUUUCUGCUUCUUACAUCAGCAACUAGAACUUAUUUGGCAGUUCAGCUAAUGAUGUGUGAGACAAAAUGGAAAAUAACCGAUCCACUUGUAGCUAUAUCUUCUCUGCAAUGCUGGCAGAAAGAAAAAUGUUUAUCAGUAAACUCAGCACAUUUGACUGAGAAGAUACAUAAGGCGCACACAUUGUAAAAGACUAAUUUUACAAUCUAGGCUAACAGAACUUUAAAGCAAUCUGUAUCUAAUGAUAUAGAAUACUUUUCUUGGUGUGUUCAUGAUACAGUAUUAUUGGAAUCAUUUUCCCCAAUAAAUAGUAACUAUUGAUGAGUUUGACAGUGAAUAUGUUGAGUCACGUAUGCUUAUCAUAAAAUAGCUCUUCUGUGUCUGAAUGGAAUUCUUAUUAUCAGCAAUAGAUAGUGAAGUACGUACUUCCCAAGUUUGUAUUACAAUCUUGUAAUGGAAUGUGUUCCAGUGGAUCUUAGCAAAUCACAGCAAGUCAUUCUAACUCCUCUGCUGGUGAACUUUUAACUUGAAACUCUAGCAGAGAGCUCAGCAAGCCUGGCUAACUGAUGUGAAACUGUGGAAGUAAAUCACUUUGCUGGGAACAAGGGGAAGUCCUGCAUAUUGUUUCUUACAGCUUUGUUGUCUGCAGCUUCUCUGCACUAUAGCAGUUGAUUUUUUUAAAAUAAGAAUUAAAUUAAUUGGGUUUCUAAUUAUGGAAAAUAUGGCAUUCCAAAGCAGAGCUCACUCCUAUAUGAUUCCAGAGAAUGAAGAAGUUCCACACAGGGGUAUUCAUGAUGUCCAUAAUACCAAUGGAAAUGAAAGCGAGAAAGCAGUGUCAAAAUUACAACGUAGGCACAGUGACAUAAAAGUAUACAAAGAAUUUUGUGAUUUUUAUGCAAGAUUUAAUAUGGCAAAUGCUCUUGCAAAUGCCAUAUGUGAGCGCUGCAAAGGGGGCUUUGCACCUGCUGAGAAGAUUGUUAACAGCAAUGGUGAACUGUACCAUGAACAGUGUUUUGUGUGUGCCCAGUGCUUUCAGCAGUUCCCUGAAGGGCUCUUUUACGAGUUUGAAGGAAGGAAGUAUUGUGAACAUGAUUUUCAGAUGCUUUUUGCCCCUUGCUGUCAUCAGUGUGGGGUGCCUCUAAUUGAUAAUUGUAAGGCAGCUACAUGGCACUCAGUCCACACAUUUAUUAGACACUGUGCCUUAGUACAGGACUCCUCUGCUGAUGCAUCUUUUGGAACAGCAGUCCUUUGUUCAGCUCUGCCAUCUACAACCUCUCGCCCUCCUAUUUGAGUACUUCUUGUCAAUCAUCCACAGUGGAAUACACAUAGGAAUCAGCACUCAGAAGAACCUCCCGUUACUAAAUAUAAGUAACUUUUUUUUCCAGUUUUUCUGAGCGUCAAUAAAAUUAGACGUGGUCUUCAAAAAUUACCAUGUUAGACAGACCAACAGAGAAAUGACAUCAAAUUGAGUGUGAGGCCUCAUUUUGCUUGGCCAGCAAGAAGUGCAUAUAUCAUCACAUGAUUUGUGUUGUAUCCCAUUCACCCAUCCUUCAGGAGAUGGUAUGCUCUUCAGAGCCGGGACUGAAUCUUUCUUUGCAUUUUUAAAGUGCCUAGAGCCUUUGGGAACUACUAGAGUAUAAAUAAAAACAAAAAUCCUGCUAAUCUACUAGUUUACUCAGAGAAGAAAGGAGAAAGUAAUUAGGAAAAAGUCAUGCAGAAUAAAGAACUGCAUGAAUAUCAAAACAACAUAAGAGAUCAGAUGACUGGAAAAGGUGAGGGGUGGUAAAAGAAAAACUCAGAUAUACAGAAAAUGAAGUGUAUGAAGGAGGGUGGAUGAAUGAAGUAUUAGCUAGAAGGGGAAGUGCUUUGUUAGUAAGGGAAUUUGCUUGGAUUUUUAGCCAAGAAUAAGGUUGAGAACCAGAGCCCCUGGAGCCAUAUACCUGAACCCGCAAGCUGGGAGUUUUUUGUUUUUUUUGUUGUUUUUUUUUUUUUUUACUUUGUCUGAUACAGUGUUACUUAAAGCACUUUGGUAUUUAGAACAACUUUGUUUUAUUUUUUAACAUCCAGAUAUUUUAUUUA
Dermochelys coriacea (leatherback sea turtle) is the source of this 3096-nucleotide messenger RNA. It is a transcript of the gene LIMS1, whose product is annotated as LIM zinc finger domain containing 1. Gene Ontology annotation, cellular component: cytoplasm; focal adhesion; cell-cell junction. The transcript has 4 exons. Gene Ontology annotation, biological process: cell-cell adhesion; positive regulation of integrin-mediated signaling pathway; cell-cell junction organization. Bases 1730 to 2308 code for a protein of 192 amino acids. The record is from RefSeq and is a predicted model, not a curated record. Lineage: Eukaryota; Metazoa; Chordata; Testudines; Dermochelyidae.